This is a messenger RNA of Spirodela intermedia, 2350 nucleotides long. The record is from the annotation of a GenBank genome assembly. Lineage: Eukaryota; Viridiplantae; Streptophyta; Magnoliopsida; Alismatales; Araceae.
AUGGUGGUCCGCUCCGCCGCCAGCGGCAAAGCCGAGGCCUUCGACUCCCGGGAGACCGCUCCGCUGGCUUCCUUCCAGGUGCGCCGCCGAGAAACCCAUUCGCUCCAUCUUUACCCUCGUCAUUGCUCCUGAUGGUGGCCCCUCCGCCGGCGGAGCCAACUGACAAGACCAGUGCGAAGGUCAACUCCAAGAACCCCAUGCUGGGGCCAGAACGGCCUUGAUCUCUGUGGAGGAGAGAUCAAGUCGCCGCCACAUCCCCCCCCCCACCUCAUAAAGGUCGAGCCUUUUACGAUGCCCAAGGGGAAAAAGAAAUCUAGAGUAGAACUGGAACGGUCUGACUCAUCCGAGUUUUUCGGAGUCAACCCAUCUAUCUGACUCUGACAAGCUCGAAUGGCACAGAGAGAGAGAGAGACGACUAGAUCCUCCUGUCAUGUUUUCGGCUGACAUUGCCAGCGCCACUUCAGCAUCAUUGCUCAGCCCGCCGUAAUCGCAUCCUAUUUAUUUGCUCUCAUUCACGGUCGGAGUUCGUCUCCCUUUCCGGUGGCGCCCGUGCAGACCAUGUACGACGGCAACCCCGCGUCCAAGUCCAAGGGAGCGCUUUCCAUGGGAGUCCCCGGCGAGCUCGCGGGUCUCCACGCCGCCUGGUCCAGGCACGGCCGCCUCCCCUGGAAGUCCCUCCUGCAACCAUCCAUCGCCCUCGCCAGGGACGGCUUCCGCAUCUCUCCCAACCUCGCCGAUAGCAUCCAGGAGAAGGAGGCGCUCAUCAGGGCUGACCCGGGCCUGCGGAGCGUCUUCGUGCUCGACGGCCAGCUGCUCCGUGCCGGCGAUACCGCCCGCAACCCCGCGCUCGCCCGUACGCUAGCUGCCGUGGCCGCCGACGGCCCCCGGGCCCUCUACGGCGGCGCCGUCGGCGAGGCCCUUAUCAGGGACGUGCAGGACGCCGGUGGGUUACUCACCAUGGACGACCUGAGAAGCUACAAUUUCACCGUCACCGACGCCCUCACGGCCGACGCCCUCGGGUACACCAUCGUUGGCAUGCCGCCCCCCUCCAGCGGCACCGUCGGCCUGUCCAUGGUGAGAACGACCACCGAUCCCCUCUCCCCCCCCCUCUUUCACUCUGUCUCUGGGAUGAGUUGGCUCAGCUGACUCAUGGUGACGGGUUUGUGGAGCCGAGCAGAUUGCGACGAUUUUGGCCGGCUACGGAUCGCCGGAGUCGGCGGCGGGCGCGCUGGGGGUCCACCGGCUGGUGGAGUCGUUGAAGCACAUGUUCGCCGUGAGGAUGAACCUCGGCGAUCCGGACUUCGUCAACGUCACCGCCUACGUCUCCGAAAUGCUCUCCUCCUCCUUCGCGGAGAAGAUCCGGCGGAGGAUCCUCGACGACGCCACCUUCGGCCCGGAAUAUUACCUGCCCAGGUGAGUUACCUCCUCCUCCUCCACGGAAAAGGGUCGCCGGAGUGGUUGGUUGCUCACGGGCGAGGAUGGGCGGCGGCGGCGCAGGUGGAGCCAGCUGAGUGACCACGGGACGAGCCACCUCUGCGUAGUAGACUCUGAGAGGAACGCGGUGUCCAUGACCAGCACCGUGAACUUUCCCUUCGGGGGCGGCGUGCUCUCGCCGGCCACCGGCAUCGUGCUGAACAACGAGAUGGACGACUUCUCGACCCCUGGGGACUCAGACCCGGACAAACUUCCUCCUGCACCUUCCAACUUCAUCGAGCCCAGGAAGAGGCCCCUCUCCUCCAUGACCCCCAUCAUCGUCCUCAAGGUCCUCAACUCUCUCUCUCUCUCUCUCUCUUCCCAAGUUCAGUCAGAUGAGGGUGGGUUUCUUCUGCAGAACGGUCAACUGGCUGGAAUUAUAGGCGCCAGCGGGGGGUUGAACAUUAUUUCGGCUGUCACCCAGGUCUUCCUGAACCAUUUUGUGCUGGGAAUGGAGGCUCUUGAUGCCGUCAGACACCCAAGGGUGUACCACAAGGUUGGUACCUGGAUUUCUUCAGUGCAGAGAAACCCUCUAACUCAGCAAGUCAGAAGACGACCAGGAAACUAAGCUACCGUUCUCUGUUUCUUGCAGCUGAUUCCUAACGUGGUAAAAUAUGAGAAUCUGACGACGACCGGAGGGGAACACAUCGGGCUAUCGGCGGAGGCGAGAGCUUUCUUGGCAGAGCGGGGGCAUGUUCUCAGCCCUGUGGGCGUCGCCACAGUGUGCCAGCUCGUCGUGCAGGACCUUCGGAUCCCCGUUGACAGCCGAAAAGAAAAGAACAGGGGGUUGGGAGAAGGAGAGGGCACUCCAGUCUUCCAUGGGUUGUUGACCGCAGUGAGCGAUCCCAGGAAAGGUGGAAGGCCGGCAGGGCUGUGA